This is a messenger RNA of Salvia miltiorrhiza (redroot sage), 1224 nucleotides long. RefSeq lists its product as uncharacterized. Bases 163 to 900 code for a protein of 245 amino acids. The transcript is spliced from 9 exons. Lineage: Eukaryota; Viridiplantae; Streptophyta; Magnoliopsida; Lamiales; Lamiaceae. Gene Ontology annotation, biological process: maturation of SSU-rRNA from tricistronic rRNA transcript (SSU-rRNA, 5.8S rRNA, LSU-rRNA). The record is from RefSeq and is a predicted model, not a curated record. Gene Ontology annotation, cellular component: 90S preribosome; nucleolus.
AAUGAGCAAACAACGAAUUCUUCUUAUACAAAGCCCCACACCCCCCCCCCCCCCCGCCCUGCUCUCCUUCGCCGCCUUCUUCCACAAACUCGGCGCUCAACUCGCCGGUAAUUUCUCGCCGUCUACUUAAUCGCUGUACUCGAUAUUCAUCCUAGAUUUGAUAUGAAGAACUCGGAGCCCUCAAUUGCAACUUCAACUAAAAUUACGUUUGAUGACAGUGAUGACCACGAAACUUCCUCUGGAGAAGAGGAUAUCAUAGAGCGUGAGCUUGCUGAAGUAACAUUCGAGGAGCUGCAGAGGGCGAGGUCUGAUGGUUCUGAUUUGGUUUACAGGAAGCCUAAGCCAGAGAAGAAAGGCGGUCGGGCUAAUAAGAAUAGGCCGAUGGAAAUCAGUAGCAAGAAGCCUGUUAGUAGAUUCAGAGAAGUUAUUCAAGCUCCUAAAAAGGUGGUACGGGAUCCUCGUUUUGAAUCUUUAUGUGGCAACCUUGAUGUGGAUGGGUUCAAGAAGAGAUAUAAUUUUAUUUAUGAAAAUACACUUCCUGUGGAAAAAGAGGAACUUAAGAAACAAAUGAAGAAAACAAAAGAUCCUGAAGCCAUUAAUGAUCUAAAGGACCGAUUGACUCGGAUUGAUAAAGAAUUGAAAUCAGUAGCAGCAAAGCGUACAGAGAAGGACAUUUUGGCUGAGCAUAAGAAGAAAGAGAGGGAAGCCGCAAAGAAAGGAAAACAACCUUACUAUCUGAAAAAAUCGGAAAUUCAGAAGCACAAGCUUGCUGAGAAAUUCAAGGAACUCAAGGAGUCUGGCAAACUGGAGUCUUUUAUUGAGAAAAAGAGGCGGAGGAAUGCUGCGAAGGACCACAGAUACAUGCCAUAUCGACGCCCUACUGAACAAGGGAACCAGUAGCAGCACUUGUUCUAUCACUAUUCAUCAAUUGUGCACCGGCGUGCCAUCAGGUUUUGAUUACGGAAGCUUGCUGGUCGACAGGCUUGGUGAUGGCCUUACUACGCCCGUCUCUAACAUAGAGCAGGUUGUUGGGCUUGAUGGUGGCUACACUGCGGCCAUCCCUCGUUAGAGACAGUUGAAAUCUUCAAUGUACAGGGGAAAGAUGCUGUAGUUUUCUUGUUUAUGAGUAGCAUCAUAGCUAAAUCGGAAUCAAAUUUGUUUGUGCUUAAAUUAGACUAUGAAUGUUGCAAAGUUUAUAGCAAUGAGAAAUUUUAUUGGACACCA